AUGGGAGAUUCACAGUUUGAUAAUGGCAAUAAUAAUUUACUUACCACACAAGCGAAGGCUAAUUAUCCACCUUAUGGAAUUGAUUAUCCAUAUGGUCCUACGGGCAGAUUCACCAAUGGUCGAAAUAUUGCAGAUUUCUUAGGGGAAUUCUUAGGUUUCGACAAGCCAACUUCACCAUUUGUAACUGCAAACGGCUCGGAGAUCCAAGAAGGUGUAAAUUAUGCAUCGGGUGGAGCAGGAAUUCUCGACAACACUGGACAACAACUGGGUGAUCGUUUCAGCUUGAACAAACAGUUGCAAAACCAUCAAACUACAAUAUCACGCCUUGCUCAUUUACUUGGAAGUUGCGCUCCAGCAGUGUUGGCCGUGUAUCCUCCUACAAGUGGAUCCACAUGCGUUGAAUCCAUUAAUGAUGUAGUUGAACUAUUUAAUAACAAGUUGAAGUCACUUGUGGACACCUUCAAUAAAGAUCUAAAUGGUGCAAAUUUCAUCUAUAUAAACAUCAGUGGCAUUUCACAAAUUUCGCCCAGAGAUAUCUCCGCUUUUGGUGUUAAAUUUGCCAAUGUCUCAUGCUGCACAAAAUCGAGAUCCGUUUCUCAAGGACAGUGCACGCUCGGAAAAGUUCCAUGCAGUAAUCGGAGUGACUACUUAUUCUACGACAAUUUUCACUCUAUGGAGAUUUUUAACAAGCUCACUGCAGCAAGAGCGUACAAUGCGACUUUACCAACUGAUACUUACCCAAUAGAUAUUCGUCGUCUUGCUCAACAAUAA
This is a messenger RNA of Fraxinus pennsylvanica, 771 nucleotides long. NCBI's taxonomy places the organism in Eukaryota, Viridiplantae, Streptophyta, Magnoliopsida, Lamiales, Oleaceae. The record is from the annotation of a GenBank genome assembly.